Oppiella nova is the source of this 1469-nucleotide messenger RNA. The record is from the annotation of a GenBank genome assembly. NCBI's taxonomy places the organism in Eukaryota, Metazoa, Arthropoda, Arachnida, Sarcoptiformes, Oppiidae.
AUGUUAUGGGGCAAAUAUACUGCACUCUCCGGACACAAACUCAGAGAGUCUCCAAAAAAGAAGGCCAACACAAACAAACCGAUGGGACAGUUCGCUGCCCCGCACUCUCAACACACGCCUACAUUUCCCGGCACUCUUCCCAUUACUCAGUCCUAUAACCAGUCGCUGAGCGCUACCCUCGGACCACAAGUGCCACAAAAUCAGAUGUUUGGAAACCAGUCUUUCAAUCAUCCGCUGCCUAUGCCGAGCGGUCCCAGUAUUGCGGGCGGCGCCUCCACUAUAGUCGUGGCCUCGCACUCAAGCCUUCCUCAACAGCCCCAACGGCCCACUGCGACGGCCACCGCAGCCCCCACUAGAAAGAACAUACUCUCGGCUCCGGGGGGCCCUCAGCUCACACCACAACCAACGCAUAAGAAUCCUCCGGUGCCAUUGAAUUCCAACUCAGAUUCAAACCAAUCAAACGCUGUCCGCGACUCACCCAAAGUCAAUGCAUCCCAUUUCACACCUCCAUUCACGUCCACAGCGCCGACACAAUUGCAUGCGAAUCAACACAAAGCUAAAGAUGAAUCCAAUUAUUCCGCCAACAAUUCACAGUCAAACUCGAGACACGAUUUCAAUUCAACAAAUUCUGGAUCAUUGGAUGCGUUUAGUUCGGGAUCACCGGCUAAUGGGGAGAAAAAGGAGGGCUCAAAGUCGUCGAGCUCUAUGUCUCAGUCAAGUCCAUCUGUGAUGUCCAACAAAAAGUCUAAUGCAUUUGAUGCUAAAUCGAAAGGUCUGAGCGGAUGGUCGAGUAUAGCGUCGUCGGGAACGGGAGGCGCCGGCGCUAACAUUAAAGUUCAGGCGGAGAAUAGUUUCGAGCUCUUCAAAAAGCAGGCCAAAGAGAAACAAGACAAACAAAAUCAACUUAAAUUACAACAAGACUUGCGCCGUAAGACACAGGAAAGGGAGGAAAAGGAAAGACUGCGUCAGGAGAAGGAGAGACAGCGCGAGAAGGAAGAGGACGAGGCGCUGGAAAAGGCCCGCAAACAGCAUCAGAAACAGCAACAGAUCGACGAAAUGUCGCGAAACCAGUCGUCCAACUCGUCGCCCGCCUCCGGAUCGGGCUCUCCAUCGCAGGCGAUGUCCCAAUCGGAAAGGGAACGACUCCGACAGCGCGAGAAGGAGAGGCGGAUGCGGGAAGCGAGAGCCCAACAAAUCGAUUUGAACCGUCAGAGCGAAGUGAUGGCCACAUUCGAGGAGAUGUUGUGAUUGACUUGUUUUAUAUUAUAAAUAAAAUCAUCGCACCGGUAGCAGCACUGGCACUACUGUUACCUUCAUUUGCCUUUUACUAGAGAUUCAAUUGCAUUGUAUAUUUCAUUAUUAAUAACAAAAAAUGAAUUUAAAAAAAUUAAAAACAUAAAAGUUGUUAUAAAUUAUAUGAAACACAUUAUCUCCACAUAAAAGGCUUCUAUAACUUAGUAUAUCAUAGC